This is a messenger RNA of Daucus carota subsp. sativus, 1680 nucleotides long. RefSeq lists its product as uncharacterized. The transcript has 10 exons. Bases 167 to 1483 code for a protein of 438 amino acids. The record is from RefSeq and is a predicted model, not a curated record. NCBI's taxonomy places the organism in Eukaryota, Viridiplantae, Streptophyta, Magnoliopsida, Apiales, Apiaceae.
AAGUACACACAUAUAACACCGUGGACCACACAGUUGGGGAGCUUAUUUGUCCAAACAAGUAAACAACCGAAUUGGGGGCUGCAAGUAUACGUUGCGUUUAUACUGCCGAAACUGAAACUCAUAAUUCUUUGUAUCUCCGAUAAUCAAUCAUAAUUCAAACAGAGGGAUGGGUGGCAGUUGGUUGUUAACGCCUCCUCCUAUUCAUCUCGGAUCCUUCCCCUCCAAAAAACACCACCAAUUUCAUCACACACUCUUCUUCAAAAAUCACUAUAUCAGCAGCCCAAGCCUAUCCAGUAGAAGAAUAUAUUGCAACUACAAUAAUAAUGAUAAUUAUGAUCCUGCAAGUAAUACCAAUAAACCGCAGAGAAGCUCCAUCCAACUUUACUCCGAGAUUGAGAGAGUAAUUACAGCGACUGUGGCACAAUCUCAAGUUGGUUUCGGUAGUACUGGAGAUUGGACCGAAGUUGAGGGAGCAUGGAUACUGAAACCAAGAAACUCAACGCCAAGGGCCAUUGUUCAUUUUGUUGGAGGCAUAUUUGUCGGUGCUGCUCCUCAGCUUACCUAUCGAUUGUUUCUGGAGAAGCUUUCUGAAAAGGGAAUUUUUGUGAUUGCGACACCUUAUGCCAGCGGUUUUGAUCACUUCCUCAUUGCAGAUGAAGUGCAGUUUAAAUUUGAUAGGUGUCUUCGGUUUCUGCAAGAACCAGUGCAAGAUCUUCCUACUUUUGGAAUCGGCCAUUCCCUUGGAUCUUUAGUUCAUCUUUUAAUCGGUUCACGAUAUGCUGUGCAAAGAAAUGGGAAUGUACUAAUGGCAUUUAAUAACAAGGAAGCAAGCAUGGCCAUACCAUUAUUCUCACCUGUUAUUGUUCCGAUGGCACAAAAUUUUGGACCUUUUCUGUCUCAGAUUGCUUCAUCUUCCACGUUCCGUCUUGGGGCAGAGAUGACUCUAAAGCAACUCCAGAAUCUUAGCCCUCCGAUUGUGAAGCAAGCUCUUCCUCUAUUUGAGCAACUUCCUUCGUUGUACAUGGAGUUGGUCAAUGGGAGGGACAAUUUUAUCCCAAAACCAGAAGAAACUCAAAGACUGAUAAAAUCAUAUUACGGCAUAUCCAGAAAUCUUUUAAUACGAUUCAAGGAUGAUACAAUCGAUGAAACACCAGCCUUAGCACAGGUUCUCGGCUCAGGUUCAAUCAGCUCAAUGCUUGAUAUGUCAAUUCGAUUAUUACCUGGGGAUCACGUCCUUCCUUUACAGCAGGCUCUUCCAGAUGUUCCCCCAACAAUGGUAGAUGCAGUAAACAGAGGAGGAGAAUUCUUGGCAAAUUUGACUGCAGGAACACCGUGGGAGCCAGCUACUAAAGAUGUAGCGAACGCACUUGGUGUAGAGUCAACUAUACUUCGUGCAGGAAUUUCAAAGGAUCUGGAUAUGCUUGUAGAUGUGAUCAUAUCUUGGAUCAACUUCAAUAUGGGUAAAAAACAAUUAAGUGACUGAGAUACUGGAUAUCAUGAGUUCAAAUAAAGCAGUUGAAUGUAUAUAUCUCUGACAGUUUACAGUUCUCUACUCUUAUACGUACAAAAGUGUAUACUGGAAGUCUUCUACUAACUAUCAAUUAGAAAGAAGAAUUAGAUAUUUGUAACAUUUGUUUGGACAGUUAAUAGUAAAAUUUGCUCUAUAUUAUUGUCUUGAUA